UAGGUUGGGUACAUUAGCCUGUUAGCUUGCUGAAGAGAAAAAAAAAAAGACAAAGGAGAGGAAAAAAUAAAAUAAAAAUUCAGCCAUGACCAUGGAGUGGAAACCAAUGGAAAUAAACCCUGAGAUGCUGAACAAGGUGAGACUGCUGAAUCAUGGUGCUGAGUAAGCUGGGUGUGAAGCCAGACUGGCGCUUUGUGGAUGUGCUGGGUUUGGAGGAUGAUGCCAUAACUGGAGUGCCCACGCCCUGCUGUGCCCUGAUGCUUCUCUUCCCGUUGACACAACAGCAUGAAGAGUUUCGCUCCAAGCAGUCAGUUGACCCGUGCAAGGAUGUCUACUUUCUGAGCCAGACGGUGGUGAACUCCUGUGGGACUGUCGGAUUACUGCAUGCCGUGGCCAACAAUCAGGACAAGCUCAGUUUUGAAGGUGCUUCUACCUUGAAGAAAUUUCUAGAUGAAACAGCAGGACUGUCUCCUGAUGAACGAGCCAAACAGCUGGAGCAAAAUAAGGCGAUCCAGGCAGCUCAUGAUGAUGUUGCUGCUGAGGGACAGUGUCGUCCAGAAGCUGACAAAGUGAAUUUCCACUUCAUCACCUUUGUCAACGUAAACGGUCAAGUUCAUGAACUUGAUGGCAGACUGAAGGGACCUGUGAACCAUGGUGAAACAAAUCCAAACAGCUUUGUCAUGGAUGCAGCAAAGGUGUGUCGUGGCUUUACAGAGCGAGAGAAGGGGGAAGUGAGAUUCUCUGCUGUGGCACUCUGUAAGGCCUGAAGAAGAGUCCCCACAACAGACUGACCAAAAAUAUUCCCCCUCCCUUUCAGGCCAGAGCACAUCGAGCCUGCACAGUUCACACAAGCUGCCAGUUUAUGAAUUUUGCACACUGUUCUCUUCUGUAUAUCUGCCUUUCUUCAUAACUGCCAGGCUUCUGUUUUAUUUGUAGUAUUUACACAAGUUGCCUAAUUGAUACAUGUUGUGAUUUUUGGUUUAGUUCUAAGCCAGUUUUCAGCUCAUGAUCUUUGCCAGUUGGCUCAGAUUUUGGAUGUACAUGUCACCAGGAAACUUGCGUAAUCUGGUGUGGUGUGCUAUGCUAAUCUAGCUGUAAGUGGAGAAUCAGUGACGGGGUUCAGUGAUGUUCAGCUCAAAUAUUUUCCCUUAUUGCUACUGGGGGGGAUCCUCUUCUAUUGUUGUGGCUACUGCUGAUAAAUAAAUGCAAUGAAAGUUU
Messenger RNA from Neoarius graeffei (lesser salmon catfish), 1218 nucleotides. RefSeq names its product ubiquitin carboxyl-terminal esterase L1 (ubiquitin thiolesterase) (gene uchl1). NCBI's taxonomy places the organism in Eukaryota, Metazoa, Chordata, Actinopteri, Siluriformes, Ariidae. Gene Ontology annotation, biological process: protein deubiquitination; ubiquitin-dependent protein catabolic process. The coding region runs from base 153 to 767 and encodes 204 amino acids. Gene Ontology annotation, cellular component: cytoplasm. The transcript has 9 exons. Gene Ontology annotation, molecular function: cysteine-type deubiquitinase activity. The record is from RefSeq and is a predicted model, not a curated record.